AUGAUUAGGAAGGGUGUUGAGCUAUUUUAUUUGAAGAAUGCUCCAUGGACACCUCCUUCAAAAUAUCACUUAAAAUGUUUUAUAAGACUAUAUCAUAAAAAUAUUAUUAAGAAAGAAAAAAUAAUAAGAAAAAGAUUCUCAUAUGAAUAUAUAAAUGAUGAUGAAAAUUUUUUAUUUAAUAAAUAUAGUUGUGUAAAUUCUUUAGUUAAUUAUUACUAUGUUAAUAAAAAAUUUGAAGAAAUAAAUUUAUUAAUUAAAAAUAAACAAGAUGAUGGCAAAUAUAUUGAUGAGAUUAUUAAUAUAUUGUAUAUUCUUUGUGUAAAGGGUAAUAUUAGUAUACUAGAUAGAAGAAUAAAAUAUUAUGUUUCUUAUAUUUUAUCAUAUAUCAAUGAAUAUAUGGAAGCAUUGUCUGAUGAUAAAAAUAAAAAUAUAAACAAGAGACAACAUAAUGAUAUAAAUAAAGAUAUUACGAAUAAUUUUUUUGAACACAUGGGCACAGAUGCUAAUUGUUAUAAUCCUCAUAAUAUAUAUAAUAAUGUUAAUAUAAAAGAAGACAAUACAAUUAUUAAUAAUAAGAAAAAAUUUAUUAGUAUUAAGAGUUAUUUGUUAUUUCUUAAUAUUUUAAAAGUAUUAGAUAUGAAAAAUGAUUUUAAUAUAUUCUUAAAAUAUAUAAGUGAAAAUAUUCAUUUUUUUUCUAUAGAUAUUAUUCACAAAAUAGCCUUUAGUUAUGACAUAAAACAUAUGGAUAUUAUAAACAAUAAUGAUAAUAAUAAAAUAUUUUUUAAAGAAAUAUUAGACUAUAUAUAUACAUUAAUACAAUAUAAUCCUUCUAUAUAUUUUAUAAAAAUGAAAAGCGUUAAUUUAUGUAUUAAUAUAUGUAGUAACUAUUUUUUUGAAAAAAAAUAUAAACCAGAAAAAAAAACGUAUGAAUAUAAUGAAGAUAUUAUUUAUAUGUAUAAUUUAAAUUAUAUAUAUAUAAAUCAUAUUAUAACAUUUAAUAAUUUAAUACUUGAAUAUAAUACAAAAAAUCAAAUAAAACAUGAUAAUUCAGGUAAUAUAUAUAAAGAAAAAACUGAAUGUGCAUUUAAUAAGAGUAAUAAAAUUAUAACAAACAAAUCGGAUAUAUUAACAAACAGUGUUCAAUCUAAAUCACAAUAUAGAAAUGAAUGUAUAAAUUCAAACAACAAUUUAAAUAUUAUAAAUGAAAAAUGUAAGGACUAUAUUAAUGACUUUUAUUUUAAUUAUUAUAUGAUUGAUACUAUAUAUAUUUUAUAUAAUUAUUAUACAAAUUUAUUAAGGAAAAAAAAAAUAAUAAACAAAAUAAAAAUAACAAACCAAAACGAUAAACAAAAGGAAGAACAUUUCUUUUUGUUUAUACCAGAUGUAAAAAAUAAUAUUACGAAUAUUUUGUUACAUUUUAUUUAUAUUAUACAUAUUAACCUAAAUAGGAAUCAACAAAAAAUUAAAAAUAAAAAAAUUAUACAAGCAUUAGAAAGAGUUUUAAAAUUAAGCUAUCAAUUUAGACAUACAUCAUUUAAUUAUGAAUCUUUUGUAUUAAAUUAUUGUAACAUGUUAUUAGUUAGUAAACUUGAUCUUUCUUUAAUUGAUAAUAUAAAAAUAUUAACAAUAUUUAAACAUAUAAUUACACCACGCAAGAAGGCGGAUCUACAACAUAUAGAAACGAAAGAAAAAAAACAAAGAAUAGAUAAUGCAUUAAAUAUAUGUCAAGAAACAGAAAAAAAAAAAAAAAAAAAAAAAUUAAAUGACAAUAAGAUCAUGUAUCUUACAGAAGAAAAUGAAAAUAAAAAUGAAAUAUAUGAUAGAGAAAAUAAUAAAUAUAUUGAACAAACCAUUUUACAUAUAAAACAAUCGAACAUUUCUAAUAUAAAAGAAAAUAAUUUCGAAUUAUAUGAUAUAAAUAAACAUUUGGAUAAUAUGAUAAAACUAGUGUGUAGUAAUUUAAAAACGUGUGUACAUAAUUCAAGUGGUAAUGACAUAUGUAUGUUAAUUCCUCUAAUUUAUGAAUUUCAUAAAUAUAUGGAUGAUGAAUUAAAAAAUAUAUUAAUAGUUCAAAUUACUUGUAAUAAACAUAAUAUAAAUGAAAAUAAUAUAAUAAAUAUACUUCGAGUAUUUUAUAAAAUAAAAUAUAGAAAUGAUAUGUUGGAUCAAUUUUUUUAUAACCACAAGAACUUUAAUUUUAAUGAUAAUUAUGUGGUUAAUGAACAACAAAGUGAUCAGAAAAAUAUAUAUAUGUGUUCUUGUCCAAAGAAUUUUUUUUUAUUCUUUUAUUAUAAAAGUAAAAAUAAUUUAUUCAAUUAUAAAGAUAUGUAUUAUAUUGAAAAUUAUAUACAACAUAAUUUCUUAGAAAUGAAUAUAAAAGAUUUUCUUCUUCUAUUAUUAAUUUAUUAUAAAAAUAAAGUUUUCUUAUUACCACAAUUAUUAAUCAAAAUCCUUUCCAUUGUUAAUAAUGGAAAAAAAUUAAUAACGCAAAAAGAAUUAUUAUUCUGCUUAUAUUUAUUCUCAAAAAAUUAUUAUCAUUUGUCAAACGAUCAUAGUGAAUGGAUAGAUCAUAAUGAUAAAAAUACACAUUUAAUCAGAAAAAUUAACUUAUUUAGAAAAACCCAUUAUAAUCAAGAACAUAUCAACCAUUUUGUCAACUUAAUUAAUGAUUUAUUUUAUUUUAUUUAUAAUGAAAAAAAAAUUAAUUAUCCACCUGAACAAGUCAGGCAUUUGUUGGAAGAAGAAGAAAAAAAAAAAAAAAAAAUUAUAAAUAAUAAUAAUAAUAAUAAUAAUAAAAAGAUAAUAAUAAUAAAUAAAAACAGCCAAAAUGGUGAGCUAGCCAAAAUGAUGAAAGAUGAGACAAAUAAUAACAAUAUGAGUUAUGAAUUAUAUGAAGAAGAGGAAUAUAAUAUUGAAUUAAAUCAAAAAAGUAAUAAUAUAAAUUCUAUUGAUGAAUAUAAGAUAAAUUUUAACAUAUUAAAAACAAAUUUGAUAAUGAUGAAAAUAUUAUAUAAUUUAUAUUAUGCUUAUUUUUCUUCAUUAUUUGAGAAAAGAAAAAGACAAGAAAAAAAUAUUCUGAACAGUCAUCACGAAAAAUUAUUGAAUCAUUUAUAUGUAUGUUUUAAUGAAAAUUAUUCAAAAAAUGUUGAAGAAAUUAAGGAGGUAGCACCUUUGUUAUAUUAUUUUACAUAUUUUAAUUUAUAUUCAUCUUUUUAUUUCGAAAGACAAAUCUCAUAUAUAUUUAUGAAUAAUAUAAUAGAUGAGCGAUUAAUAAAAUAUGUAAUGCUCAGUCACGUGUGUGUAAAAAAAAUUAUUCCACAUGAAAUCAAAGGUGUAAUAAAAAAAUAUGUGUUUGAAAAUUUUGAACAUUUUAGUGAUUCUUUUAAAAUAUUAUGUUUUAGAUUAAGUCACCACUUUUUGGAUGUAUCGAAUGGUGUACCUCUCACUGGGGAGAAUAAUAAUGUGGUGAUAGAUAAUAAUGUUGGAACAAAUAAUAAUGUUGGAACAAAUAAUAAUGUGGACAUAUCAAUAUUUAAUCAUCUAUUAAAUAAUUUGUUAACAAAUUUAGAUCAUAUGAAACCCAAUCAUUAUUUAGUUAUAUAUUCUACGAUUUGCAAUAAUAUGAUUAAAAAUAAAAAAUAUUAUAUUGAAUUAUUUUAUCAUAUGAAUAAGAUAGCUAUAUGUUAUAAUAAUGAACAAUUAUUUUCGAUACUUUAUUACAUGUAUAAAACAGGAUAUAGUAAACCAAAAAUAAGGAAAAAAAUAAGGAACCUUAUUUUGUUUCGUCAUAAAAAGAGGUUAAUACAUUUAAGUAUGUAUAUUAAAUAUAUCUUACCUCUUGACGAAUUUGGUAUAUAUCAUUUAUUACCAAUUAAAUAUCAGAAUAUUAUAUAUGACAAGCUAACAGUCGAUGUAAAAUCUUUAAUUCGUCCACCUUUGCAACACAUGGAG
This is a messenger RNA of Plasmodium gaboni, 3951 nucleotides long. RefSeq lists its product as hypothetical. The record is from RefSeq and is a predicted model, not a curated record. The transcript is spliced from 2 exons. The annotation marks the transcript as partial. Lineage: Eukaryota; Apicomplexa; Aconoidasida; Haemosporida; Plasmodiidae.